AUGGAGGAUUCCCUCCACUCUUCAACUCCAACUUCCCAGCAACAUCUUUUAGAUCAUAGAGAAGGAACAGAGAGAGAGCAACAUGGGCACGACACCAAGUCACAUAAGAAGCUAGCUCUUCUUCCUUUGGUUUUUCUCAUAUAUUUUGAGGUUGCUGGUGGCCCCUAUGGUGAAGAGCCUGCAGUGGGGGCUGCAGGUCCCCUCUUUGCCAUCCUUGGCUUUGUGGUUUUCCCCUUCAUAUGGAGCAUCCCUGAGGCCCUCCUCACGGCAGAAUUGGCCACAACCUUCCCUGGCAAUGGUGGCUUUGUCAUAUGGGCUAAUGAAGCCUUUGGCCCCUUUUGGGGUUCCCUCAUGGGAUUCUGGAAGUUUUUCUGUGGGGUCAUCAACUUAGCCUCAUACCCAGUUCUCUGCAUAGAUUAUCUCAAACUAGUGAUACCAGCUUUGUCGUCUGGUUUUCCCCGCUUUGUGUCCUUGUUCCUCUCCACUUGUGUCUUGUCUUUUCUCAACUAUUCUGGUUUGGCUAUAGUAGGUUAUACUGCAGUUGCUCUAGGGGUUGUUUCCCUUUUGCCUUUUGUGUUACUGUCUCUGUUUUCCUUGCCUAAGAUUGACCCUAGCAGGUGGCUAAGUUGGGGUCAGGAGGGUGUGGAGAGGGACUGGAGACUCUAUUUCAACACCAUAUUUUGGAACUUGAACUUUUGGGACAGUGCUAGUACUCUAGCUGGUGAGGUCGAGGAACCCCAUAGAACAUUCCCAAAGGCCCUGUUAUCUGCAGGGUUGCUUACUUGUUUGAGUUACAUAAUUCCUUUGUUGGCUACAACUGGCGCUAUGCCACUUGACCAAAGAAGUUGGGUUGGUGGGUAUUUUGCAGAUGUGGCUGGGAUCAUUGCUGGGACGUGGUUGAAAAUUUGGAUGGAAAUGGGAGCUGUUUUAUCAAUAAUUGGGUUGUUUGAAGCCCAACUCAGCAGUGCUGCAUACCAGCUUCUGGGUAUGGCUGCUUUGGGAUUCUUACCAAAAAUCUUUGGAGAAAGGUCAAGGAAGUUCAACACUCCUUGGAUGGCCAUUUUUAUCUCAACGGUUAUAGCACUCUCCAUGUGUUUCUUCUCCUUCACAGAGAUCAUAUCCACCGUGAAUUUCUUGUACAGUUUGGGGAUGCUUUUGGAAUUUGCCGCUUUCCUAAAACUCAGAAGAAAAUUCCCAUCUCUGAAAAGACCAUUUCAGGUUCCAUUGGGGUUCUUUGGUUUGGUCCUGAUGUGUUUGGUGCCAUCUAUCCUCUUGAUUUAUGUCAUGGCUGUGGCUUCCAACAUUGUUUACAUUGCCAGUGCCUUCUUGACCUCUCUUGGUAUUGCUAUAUAUUAUUUCAUGAAUCUCUGCAAGUCUAGGAAGUGGGUUGAAUUCAUCCGCGUGGGAGAAAAAUUGGAUGAAGAUGAUUAUGUCUUGUAG
Molecule: messenger RNA, 1440 nt
Organism: Sphenostylis stenocarpa
Lineage: Eukaryota; Viridiplantae; Streptophyta; Magnoliopsida; Fabales; Fabaceae
Source: the annotation of a GenBank genome assembly